Corylus avellana is the source of this 1285-nucleotide messenger RNA. RefSeq names its product putative CCR4-associated factor 1 homolog 11. Lineage: Eukaryota; Viridiplantae; Streptophyta; Magnoliopsida; Fagales; Betulaceae. Gene Ontology annotation, cellular component: CCR4-NOT complex. The record is from RefSeq and is a predicted model, not a curated record. Gene Ontology annotation, molecular function: poly(A)-specific ribonuclease activity; nucleic acid binding.
CCUUUUUGGAUUUGGAUCGGUCCAAAAUUUAUUUACAUAAUUUACAUGGAAAACACCCUCCAACAGGAAACUUUUAAUUAAUUAUUGAGACAAUAAUUACUUUAUUAAAAUGUCAAGCAAUUAUAUUUUUUUAACGAACCGUCUUUGAAGCAAAUAUGGAAUCUUUCUCUGCGUUUUCUUUCCCCUAUAAAAGUACUAAUUGUUCCUAUUUUUUGUCCUCCAUCAAACCCUAGACGCAGCGUCGUGAGAACUACAAUUAAUCCAAGAAAACUCUUCCUUCUUCUUAUUAUUCUUCUUCGUCUUGGGUUUGAGAUUCAGUUUUAGCAAAGACGACGAUCCGAUCUGAUCAUGGGAUCCGAAACAAUCAGUGAAUCGGAACCAGGGCAUCCGUCUCAUCGAGAGGUGGUAAUACGAUCGGUAUGGUCGAAAAACUUGGACUAUGAGUUGGCGUUGAUCCAAUCUGUGAUAGAUUUGUACCCGUGCAUCUCAAUGGACACGGAGUUCCCCGGCGUUGUGGUCCGACCGAACGCCGACCACUUUGGCAUCCAGCUUCGACAGCCUGACCGGCAUUAUCUGGUCCUCAAGGCCAAUGUGGACCGCCUGAAUCUGAUCCAGAUCGGGCUCACUCUCUCGGACGAGGAGGGAAACCUCCCGGAUCUUGGCACCAAAAACCUGUACAUAUGGGAGUUCAACUUCCGGGACUUCGAUGUGGCGCGUGACCCCCACGCGCACGACUCGGUCGAGCUGCUGAGGCGUCAGGGCAUCGACUUCGAGAAGCACCGGGAGUUCGGGAUCGACUCGGUUCGGUUCUCCGAGAUUAUGAUGUCUUCGGGGCUCGUGUGCAACGACUUGGUGACGUGGGUCACGUUCCACAGCGCGUACGAUUUCGGCUACCUAGUGAAGAUACUGACUCAGCGGGUCUUGCCGGACGAUUUGAUCGAGUUUCUGGAGCUUGUGAGGGUGUUCUUCGGGUCUAGGGUUUUCGACGUGAAGCACCUGAUGCGGUUCUGCGCGAGCCUCUAUGGUGGGUUGGACCGGGUUUCCCAGGAGCUCAGUGUGGUCCGGGUCAUCGGAAAGAGCCACCAGGCGGGGUCGGAUAGCCUGCUAACACUGCACGCGUUCCAGAAGAUCAGCAAGGAGUACUUUGGCAAGAGCAAUCCAAUUGAAAAGUACGCUGGCGUUUUAUAUGGAUUAGAUGUAUCUGAUAUUUGAUGGAAUCUAUUACUUGUAGAUUUCUAGUUGAAAAUAAAAAGUAAAAUCUAUGCACAUUUCUCUUAAUCCAUAU